This is a messenger RNA of Helianthus annuus (common sunflower), 1272 nucleotides long. RefSeq lists its product as uncharacterized. The record is from RefSeq and is a predicted model, not a curated record. Gene Ontology annotation, molecular function: zinc ion binding; ubiquitin-protein transferase activity. The transcript has 8 exons. Bases 371 to 976 code for a protein of 201 amino acids. Gene Ontology annotation, cellular component: membrane. NCBI's taxonomy places the organism in Eukaryota, Viridiplantae, Streptophyta, Magnoliopsida, Asterales, Asteraceae. Gene Ontology annotation, biological process: protein ubiquitination.
CUGCUGUAAUUAGCCCAAAAGUUGGUUAGCAACAACUGGAACAAUAUAAUAUAGAAUGAUGAAAAAUGAUGGGGAUGGGCAGCGAUGCUGAACCGUAAACCGCCUCCGAAUCGCCAUUAAAAUUCUUAUAUUCAUCUUUGCAAGGGGAAAUCGAAGAGGGUAUUUGCGGCGUUCUUCAACCAACAUCGAUCAAUAAACAAUCAAUCGAUGUUUAUUAGUCGACAUUGUUGCACUCAAUCCAUUGCUUCAACCCAAAGCUGCAACCCUCACGAAACCCUGUUCAAGGACUAAUGAAGACCUACAGUGAAGGAACAAAUAAUCAAAUACUGCAUGUAUUUGUAAACUUUUGUUGUGUCUUGUAAUAUAAAACAUGGGGGAUCAAUCCAUCGUUGAUGAGAGUCAAAAUCCGUUGCAUAUUCGUACAGUAGCCUCAACAAAUAAAGCCAUGACUACUGAUGUUUCUUCUCAUAGGAUGGAUCUUUAUGUUGUAUCGUCACCGAGAAAAUUAGUGCAAUGCAGAAUCUGCCAUGACGAUGAUCAAGAUUCGAGCAUGGAGAUGCCCUGUGGAUGCCGUGGCAGCCUUAAGUAUGCUCAUCGUAAAUGUGUUCAGCGAUGGUGCAACGAGAAGGGAAACACCACUUGUGAAAUCUGCCUUCAACCAUUCAAGCCUGGUUAUACAUCACCGCCUCAACUCUUCCACUAUGGCAGCGUUCCAAUGAAUUUCCGGGGAAACUGGGAGAUUUCCAGAAUUUCAUCUAUGGUUGACACUUCCUAUGACUCAUUAGAAUUUGACUUCGAUGAGUACACAGCUCCAAGUUCAACAAGCCUUUUUUGUUGCCGUAUAGUUUCCAUAUUCUUUAUCACUCUACUGGUGUUGCGCUACACGCUGCCAAUCAUCAUCAAAUUAACCGGAGCAUACUCUAUUGAACUUGUUAAUGGUCAUUGGCAUUCUGCUGCCGAUAUGUAUCAUGGCUAGAGCUUUUACUGCUGCCCAGCAUCUACAUCGUCAUCAACAACAACCGGAUCUGUCACAAACAGAGUCUCAGCCAAAUCUGAUUCAUGUUCACUAGGAAAACGGUUGCUGUUUUUGCAUGAUUGUGCUGGGUUCUGCAAGUUGCUUCUAUCGUCGAUCAUAGCUCCGUUUUAUUUCUCAGAUUUGCAGUUAAUAUUAAGAUUUAAUCAGUUAUUGCUGUGUAUGUAUAUACUGACUCAAAAUAUUGGAGAAGACCAGUGAUUUAUACCCUGCAAAUAUGAGAAAAGUGUUCAGUGCUA